Molecule: messenger RNA, 3031 nt
Organism: Formica exsecta
Lineage: Eukaryota; Metazoa; Arthropoda; Insecta; Hymenoptera; Formicidae
Product: mitogen-activated protein kinase p38b-like
Exons: 10
Coding region: 299-1381 (360 amino acids)
Biological process (GO): intracellular signal transduction; protein phosphorylation
Cellular component (GO): nucleus; cytoplasm
Molecular function (GO): MAP kinase activity; ATP binding
Source: RefSeq, a predicted model, not a curated record
GUCUCUAUCGAUUCUCAUUAUAGCGAUAGGCAAUCGAUAGGAUGUAGGUAGGUUAGGUCGGAGGGGCAGCGGAGGAGAAAACAGGAAACUCAUAAUCAUAUGUAUCUGGUAAUCUAGCUUCGAUCAGUAUGUCUAUAUGUGAGAAACUUAUAGUGAUACACACAGUCACACACGGUGUACGGCUAAUUUGGAAAUGAAGUGUUACGUGUGAUAAUCGCGUUAAAGUGAACGUAAGUGGAGGUUACACAUCGUAUUUUCUUACUACGAUAGAAUACAGGGGAUACCGUAAAAGUAUAGCAUGCCGCAGUUUCAUAAGAUCGAGAUCAACAGGACGGAAUGGGAGGUACCGAAGCGAUACCAAUUGCUUACUCCCGUAGGUUCAGGUGCUUACGGUCAAGUCUGUUCGGCUGUCGACACAACUACCGGGCAAAAAGUGGCAAUCAAAAAGUUAGCCAGGCCAUUUCAGUCAGCUGUACAUGCAAAACGCACAUACAGGGAGCUACGUAUGCUAAAACACAUGAAUCAUGAAAAUGUGAUAGGAUUGUUAGAUGUAUUUCAUCCGUCUGUAUCUUUGGAAGAUUUUCAACAUGUGUAUCUAGUCACACAUCUGAUGGGCGCUGACCUCAACAAUAUUGUCAGAACACAAAAACUUUCUGAUGACCAUGUGCAAUUUCUUGUCUAUCAAAUACUUCGUGGCUUAAAGUAUAUCCACUCUGCUGGAAUUAUACAUAGGGAUUUGAAACCAUCUAACAUAGCGGUCAAUGAGGAUUGCGAAUUAAAAAUAUUGGACUUUGGCUUGGCCAGGCCUACAGAAAAUGAGAUGACUGGUUAUGUUGCUACUAGGUGGUAUAGAGCACCCGAAAUUAUGCUUAAUUGGAUGCAUUAUAAUCAAACAGUUGACAUUUGGUCAGUAGGAUGCAUUAUGGCCGAGCUGUUAACUGGAAGAACACUAUUUCCUGGAACAGAUCACAUUGAUCACCUAACACGAGUGUUAGUACUCUGUGGCACACCCACAGAGGAAACAUUAAGCAAAAUUACUAGUCAAGAGGCCAGAAAUUAUAUUCAGAGUUUACCGCCACUGAAGAAAAAAAACUUUAAAGAUGUAUUUCGUGGAGCUAAUCCUUUAGCUAUUGAUUUGUUGGAAUUGAUGUUGGAAUUGGAUGCAGAAAAAAGGAUCACUGCUGAACAAGCUUUAGCACAUCCAUAUCUUGCACAAUAUGCAGAUCCAACUGAUGAACCUGUUUCUCUACCAUAUGAUCAAAGUUUUGAGGAUAUGGACUUACCAGUCGAAAAAUGGAAAGAACUUGUAUACCAUGAAGUUGUGAACUUUGUUCCACAGCAGCUACCCACAUUGUCUUCAACAAUUGAAACGACUUCUUAAAAAUACAUUUAGCAAGAGUCAUAUGGAUUUAAAUACAGUAAGAUAUGAUAGAGAUUAACACAGAAUAAAUAAUAUCGUGAAUAAGAUACACAUACAUAUAUAUACACACACACACAUAAUUGUUCUAUACAAAAACCACAAUGUACAUAAUUUAUAUAUAACAUUUCGUUAGUUAUUCGAGUUUUGUCUAUCCAGAGGAUAGUAUGUAUAUUUUUGUUGAAAGAGAAAACAAAACACAUUUGUUGUUUAAUCUGAUUAUUAAUUGAAUAUCGAUUUAUCAAUAAUGCUUAUUUUUACACAACAAUAUGUUUGUGUAUAAAUUUUUUUAGUUAUUUUAUCAAAUAUCAUCUCUUAGUCCAGGAAGAGAAAUUGCACGCAAUAAAAUUAAUUUAUCAUAAAAUAUAUAUAUAUGAUUGAAUAUAUCAUAUAUAAAUUAUGAUGAACUUGCCAUAUGAUACAGUAAAAUUAUGUAGUACUGAUUAUAGUAGCUUUAGGUUUAAAUGUACAUUAGUAAUAUAACAAUUCUAAUGCUUGUCAUUUUUUUAAUGAUGCUAUUAAAUUUAAAAGAUAGGAGCGAAAUAUUUUCCUAUUUAAGCCGCCUCAACUUAAUAAAACGACCAAUAUUUAUGAAACUAGGAUUAAAAAAUUGUAAUUGCCAGUAAAGAAAACAAAAAUUGUAACAAUAAAAUCAAAAUAAAUGUACAACGACUAGACAUUAUAACAAAUUAAGAAUUGCAUACUUGCAAAGGAUAUUGUUAUAAAAAAUUGUAGAAGAAUUUACAGAUAGAUAUUUACGGACAAUUUAUAUUUAUAUACUUCUAUAGUAUGUGAUAUAUGUGAGAAGAAAAUAUGUAUAAGGACAUACAUAUCUGGAAUAAGUUAAUGAAACUUAAUACGAUCUCCUCUCAGAAGACUUUCAUUUAUUUUUAAUCAUUAUGUGUCAUUCAUUUUUUUUCCAUGUCUUCUAAAUUUUUGUGUAUUUGUAAUCAAACAAUACAAUGAAUAAGCUUGCUAUAACAUUUGUAACAUAUUCUGCAUUGGUACACAUCUUCCAAGAAAUAUCAGCUUAAUAAUUAAUCUAAGAGCAAAAUGACCAGUAUUUGAAUAUAUAUUUUGACAUAAAUAGUAUUGUGGUUGGAAAGGUUAAUUAACCUAUUUGAUUUAACAUAAAUUAUAUUCCUUAAUAAUGCCAAAUGUAUGGACUGGGGAAGAUACUGAAAAAUUAAUAGCACUCUAUGGGCAAUAUCAGUGUUUGUGGAAUCCAUUUCACCCUGAAUUCAAUAGCACAUUGUCACGUUAUAAAGCAUACAAGAAAAUAAAAAAUUCCAUUAAUAUCCCUGGAUUAACGAUAUGUGAUUGCAUUGAGAGAAUUACAAAUGUAAAAAAAGAAUACUGUUAUGAACUAUCAAAAAUCACCGCAGCUAUAUUUUGUGAAAAAUUGUAUGCACCAAAAGCAGAAUGGUUUAAAAGAAUGCAUGUACUCUUUUUUCCAUAUAUGCCGACAUCUUUUUAUAAUGAUUUUAAAAAGGUAUAUGAUGUAAUACAAAACAAACAAUUAUUUAAGGAAUUGUUACAGCCUUGAUUGCUAUAUUUAUAUAAUAUUGUAAUAGUGAUUAUAAAAUCAUAAAUAACAAUCUCUUAUAAAAUCAA